GGGUGGUGGCAGCGCUGGCGCUGGGGACCGGCUCGGUGGCUUCGGCAAACAGUUUGGCGCCGGCGGCCGCCAGCCUCACUCCACAGCCCGCCCUCGACACGGCUCGCAGCCUCCUCGCCGCCGGCAGCCCGCAAUGUGGCCCACCGUGCGGGUGUAGCAGCUGCGCGUGCGCGGAACCGCGGGGCCAUGAGCGAAGCCGGCGCCCGCCAGGGCUGUGGGUGCCGGGUCCCCCAGCGAGCGUCAUGGAGCCUGGUGGCAGUGACGGCCGCACUCUGUCUGAUGGUGGCCACGUCCGUGUGCACGGCAGGGGCCGCGCCCAUGAGUAGGGAAGAGAAGCAGAAGCUUGGAAAUCAAGUCUUGGAAAUGUUUGAUCAUGCUUAUGGCAACUAUAUGGAACAUGCCUACCCAGCUGAUGAACUCAUGCCUUUAACCUGUCGAGGCCGUGUCAGAGGCCAGGAGCCAAGCCGGGGUGACGUGGAUGACGCCCUAGGAAAGUUUUCCCUAACACUGAUCGAUUCUUUGGACACUCUUGUGGUAUUAAACAAAACUAAGGAAUUUGAAGAUGCAGUGAGAAAAGUUUUAAGGGAUGUUAAUUUAGAUAAUGAUGUAGUUGUUUCAGUCUUUGAAACAAACAUCAGAGUUCUUGGGGGUCUUUUGGGUGGACACUCACUGGCGAUCAUGCUGAAGGAAAAAGGUGAACACAUGCAGUGGUAUAAUGAUGAGCUUCUCCAAAUGGCUAAGCAGCUGGGUUACAAGCUCCUGCCUGCUUUCAACACUACCAGUGGCCUUCCGUAUCCCAGGAUUAAUUUAAAGUUUGGCAUCAGAAAACCAGAAGCCCGGACAGGAACUGAGACAGACACCUGUACGGCCUGCGCAGGCACCUUGAUUCUCGAGUUUGCUGCCUUGAGUCGGUUCACAGGAGCCACCAUAUUUGAGGAAUAUGCAAGAAAAGCUCUUGAUUUUCUCUGGGAGAAAAGACAGCGAAGUAGCAAUUUAGUAGGUGUGACUAUCAAUAUUCACACUGGAGACUGGGUGCGCAAAGAUAGUGGAGUUGGAGCAGGGAUCGACUCCUAUUAUGAGUAUCUGUUGAAAGCCUAUGUCUUGCUUGGAGAUGACAGUUUUCUGGAAAGAUUUAAUACACAUUACGAUGCCAUAAUGAGAUAUAUUAGCCAGCCACCUCUCCUGCUUGAUGUGCAUAUCCACAAACCAAUGCUGAAUGCUCGGACCUGGAUGGAUGCAUUGCUUGCCUUUUUUCCAGGUUUGCAGGUCUUAAAGGGUGAUAUUAGACCUGCUAUUGAAACUCAUGAAAUGUUAUACCAGGUGAUUAAAAAACACAAUUUUCUACCGGAGGCAUUUACUACAGAUUUCAGAGUCCAUUGGGCUCAGCAUCCUUUAAGGCCAGAAUUUGCAGAAAGUACCUACUUCUUAUAUAAGGCUACAGGAGACCCUUACUACCUGGAAGUAGGGAAAACACUCAUUGAAAAUUUGAAUAAGUAUGCUCGAGUGCCUUGCGGGUUUGCUGCCAUGAAGGAUGUUCGCACCGGGAGUCAUGAGGACAGAAUGGAUUCAUUCUUCUUGGCUGAAAUGUUUAAAUAUCUGUACCUGUUAUUUGCUGAUAAAGAGGACAUCAUCUUUGACAUAGAAGACUACAUCUUUACAACAGAAGCUCAUCUGUUACCUCUUUGGCUUUCCACCACAAACCGAAGCAUCUCGAAGAAGAACACAACCUCAGAAUACACAGAACUGGAUGAUAGUAAUUUUGAUUGGACUUGUCCAAAUACUCAGAUUCUUUUUCCUAAUGACCCACUGUAUGCUCAGAGCAUCCGUGAACCCUUGAAAAACGUGGUGGACAAGAGCUGUCCAAGAGGCAUCAUCAGAGUAGAGGAGAGUUUCAGAAGUGGAGCUAAGCCUCCUCUGAGAGCCAGAGAUUUUAUGGCCACUAACCCUGAACAUUUAGAAAUCCUGAAGAAGAUGGGGGUGAGUUUGAUUCACCUCAAAGAUGGGCGAGUCCAGCUGGUCCAACAUGCAAUCCAAGCUGCUAGUUCAAUUGAUGCUGAAGAUGGGUUGCGGUUCAUGCAGGAGAUGAUAGAGCUGUCCAGUCAGCAACAGAAGGAGCAGCAGCUGCCUCCUCGAGCUGUCCAGAUUAUCUCCCACCCGUUUUUUGGCAGGGUAGUCUUAACUGCUGGACCCGCUCAGUUUGGGCUGGAUCUCUCUAAACACAAAGAGACAAGAGGAUUUGUUGCAAGCAGUAAACCAUAUAAUGGUUGUUCAGAGCUCACCAACCCUGAGGCAGUGAUGGGAAAAAUUGCCUUGAUACAAAGAGGACAGUGCAUGUUUGCAGAAAAGGCACGCAACAUCCAGAAUGCUGGCGCCAUUGGAGGCAUUGUGAUUGAUGACAAUGAGGGGAGCAGCAGUGACACAGCGCCCCUGUUCCAGAUGGCGGGUGACGGGAAGGACACGGAUGACAUAAAGAUCCCCAUGCUGUUCCUGUUCAGCAAGGAAGGAAGCAUCAUCCUGGACGCCAUCCGAGAGCACGAGCAGGUGGAGGUGCUCCUGUCUGACAAAGCGAGAGACCGAGACCCUGAAAUGGAAAAUGAAGACCAGCCAUCUUCUGAAAAUGAUUCUCAGAAUCAAAGUGCAGAGCAGAUGCCGUUGCUUUCUCAGACAGUUGACUUGGCUGAUCAGGAGACCCCUGAAAACCCUCUUGAUUCUCACUCAGAGUCAUCAUCUCUAGCAGACAGUGAAGAAGCUGCCGGCUUCACCUCUUCUGAACAGAUACCUAGUUCUACAGAAAACCAUGAGACUACAAGUCUCGAUGGUGAAUGUACAGACUUAGAUAACCAACUUCAAGAACAAUCAGAAACAGAAGAAGAUUCCAGUCCUAAUGUCAGCUGGGGUACCAAGGCCCAGCCUAUAGACUCCAUAUUAGCAGACUGGAAUGAAGAUAUAGAAGCAUUUGAAAUGAUGGAGAAGGACGAACUAUGACUCUCUGUAAAGACUCUGGUGGUAGAUAUUUAACAAGAAGAGGUAAACUGUGGUUUUCAACACCCUAUACCAAGCAGGCUCUCCUAGGAGGCUCUGAGCAUUGCUCAAGCGCGUUCUGACUGGGGUAAGUGGUUACCAUAGGAAUCUGGAGCAUGCUGUGUUAGAGCUGACCUCGCUGAAACUGUCCUGUCCAAAGUGGAAACUCAAAACUCCUCACAUGGUGGUAUCACAUAACCUGCAGCUCCCAGGCCAGGGAAAGAUGACUGGCCAUUCCUGAGUAGACAAGAAACAAAUUCAGCUAAUGGAAAGUGGGAACAGGAGUCAGUGUAGCUUUCUAAUUGGAGAAAGCUUCACUGCCUUGGGUUUGAGGUUAGAGCCCUUUGGGGAAGAGUUGAAUGAGUAUUGUGGCACUGUGGCUUUGCUGCCUUCACAGAAAUACUCUAAGUGUUUGAAACAGAUACGUUCUGUUAACAACAGUGUCUGCUCAUCACUCUUUCCUGCUUCAGUCAGUGACAGUGGCCAAGACAACUUGAUUUCUUUUCCUCUCCCAACAAUGACCUUAGCAUUUAAACCAAAGGUGAAGCCAGUGUACUUUUUCCAUAGGUCUCCAUAAAGACCUACUAUGGGGCCAGGAGGGUCCUAUAGAUAGUGUGGAAAUUGGUUGCUUAAUGCUUGGGGUAAAUAGAGAAGGAGAAACUGUAAUGUUGCAAUAUAACUUCCCGUUGGACUGCCCUGGGGGAAGCUGGGACUACUCUAAACAGGACUCAGCAUUAGAUCCUUGUGGGGUAGAUUUUUUCUAGUUCAUUUCUCUUAAGGUGGCUACUCUAGCCAUCAGCCUUACUCCAUCCCAUGUUAGUAUGCAGUUUGAAACCGCAGGCUCAUCUCCAAGCGCUGUCCCAGUUCCCUGUCUAUAGAGCCAUGAGAAACCAUGGUGGAGGUCUAUAGCCCCGGGGCCACUGCUGUCUUUCUCCUUUGAAGCUAGAGUCUGUCACAUUUUCUGUUAAAUCAUGGAUUUAGGUUUGUUUAGUUUUGUUUUAACAAAUACUCCUCCUUCUGAUGUGGACUUGAAAUUAGUCUCUGGUGACCUGUGUAAAAAACUAUAUAGCCAUAUAAGUAAAAGAAAAAGGUUUGUUUGUUUUUUUUUUGAGGGGUGGUAGUCUGGAGCUGGUCACAUUUAAUUAUUUUUUGUUUUGCUUAUUGAUAGUUCUACAUUGAAAUCAUGUGGUUUUUUUUUCAUUUUAUUUAUUUUUAAACUUGUUUUAAUUGCUUCUAAAGGAAAAUUUAAGGGACUUAAUUCCUUUUUUACCAUGGCAUUACACAAUAACUUUUCUCUAAAACAUGGUUUUGAGGUACUGAAUGACUUAGACUAUCUAUGGAGCUAUGGAAGACAGCACUGCUGUGCUGUGCUGUGCUGUGCUGUGGUUGUGUCUGUGUGUACAGUGUGUCUUAGGUCCAGGGGAAUGUGCCCUUUUAUAAGGGACAAAUACCUGUUUUCAAAAGGUCCAACUAAACAGAAUCGGUCCGUGAAUAAUAAAUGUUAGAGAAUUCCCUGGGGACAGAGGUAGUGACAAGGCCUUUAUUAACUCGUAGUUAAACCUGACAGCAAAAAUGGGUAUUUUAGUCUCUCUGCAUGUGAAGUUUGGUGCGAGAAGAUAGAACCGCAAUGCAUACAGAGUAUAGAGGAGGGUGGAUGUGCUUCGUUUGAUUUCAUUGCAAAGCUGCCAAAAUAGCUGAUGCUUAAUUACUUGACUUGAUUUACAGGACUGGGGCUUGGAGAAAGGGGACAGCUGUUCCUCUGAGACUGAUUACAGAGCCUUCUAUGGAUUGAGUUUAUAUUUGUAGCUCAAAGCCAUUGUUGACUAAAUCAACUCUGCUAAGUUAUCAAAGCUGCGUAUUUUCUCCCCUUGAGAACUUAAUGGCAUGAAGGGGAGGGAGCCCGUGACACACUAGGAAAAGCCAGCUUACUGCCACUUACCAUUCCUUUGGCCACUAGGAGGUGCUGUUGCCCUUCAUUAAGGCUUAGGUGCACCUAUUGAUUUGUUUAAAAAAACCAAAUCCUUUAAAGAAAUAAAUUUAAGACAUUUUCCUUACUACCUAGAAGGACUAAUACUCAGUUUCCCCUACUUAGGAAAGGAGGAAUGUGUUCAGCUUCAGAACACAGCAUUCUAACGGAUUCUCCAUCCAUUUUUGUAUUUGACAUACUGCCACAACGUAGUCUUUGAGUUCACUAGAAAAUUCCAACAGCAUAGAUUUUUUUUAAAUAUGUUUUUUUUUUCAUUGUUGUUGAUAUUGUUUGUUAAGAACCUUUCAUAGAUACUUUAUUUACUUGCUGAAGAUUCAGGGAAUUCUGAGACCCUGAGUUUAGAAACAUCUGGUCUACCUCAGUUAAAUGUUGACUGCUUAGAAAUAGAGCUGAAAUGAUCACCACAGCCAUAAAAUCGUUUGACUAAGAAAGAUUUAUAUAAUGUUUACAAACAUGGAAUCAAGUUGAGGAUAUUACCUGGAAGCUAAAGGUUAAGCUGUUAGAGCAAGUAUUUGAUUCAGGUAUUUUCAAGUUUUAAAACUUGUUUACCAAGUAAAAUUAGGUAUUUUUUUUCUCACAUAAAAACUCCAUUGAAAUUAUAUGCCCUAAUUUGCAAUAUUUUCCCCAUAAAAUUUAAAUGUGAAAGAACAGUAAUUUACUAGAUAUGUUUGGGGUGGGGUAUUUUGUUAGGUAGGUUUUCUUUUUUCUUUUUAACCUAUGUAAUAAGCUUCCAAAAAGAGUAUAAUUGUUUUAGAACAAAUUAUUUUGUAAUUUUACUUUUCCUUUUUCAUUACAGUGUAGAUAUUUUUAAAUGAAAAAUUAUGCACUCUCUGACUUCAAUUUCACUAAUGUAAUUAUUUUCUCGGGAAUUCUUUCAGACUUAAAUUACCAUCAUAUAAACCUUUCUUAGAGCAAAGCCAGCAUUUGUUCUCUCACCAAACUCCAUGCCAGAUUCAUCACAAAGAAAGCUCAGCCUAAGUAAUUCACACAGUGCUUAUCAUUUUAGAGGGAGGUAGCAUUUAGUAACUAUUCCAGCUGGUUGUUUUGUGGACAAGGCUACAGUCAGAACAUAGAAAAAACAUUCUGUGAAUGAAACAUUGUAUGUUCAGAUUUUAUAAAAGACAUUUUUAAAAGCCCAAUUUACAGCCGUAUAUUUUCUUAUGAUGUAAUUUAUGAAAAAGCCGUCUGUACUAACAGGUGCUGUAACACUACUGUUGUUGGGUUUUAUUGUUUGGUGAUAAAUGUAUACAAUAUUUCUAAUGGAAACUAUGUACUGUGAUGUAAAAGUCUGGGCAAAAUGUAUAUAAUCCUUGUAUAUAAUUGUGUAUUUGAUUAUAUUACUGAUUGUAAAUUUAAUAAAACAUGUAAAUAUUCUGGUCUAGUUUUAAAUUUUGAAUUUUUAGAAUCAUUGUACAAAUAUCUAGAAUCUGGUAUCUUUGUUUUCCUUUUGUCUCUCUUUACUCCAGGGCAGUGAGUUUGUGGGUGUUUGGGGGAAUAGAAGCCCAUGCAAGCAUCAGUUCUAAAACUCAAAUAGUACCUAGUACAAACUAGAGUUCAAAAAAAGUCAUAAUUCUGUGUCAAUGUUGGUAACUUUUGUGUCUUGAAUUUACUUAUAUUUAAUAAAAUUACUUGCCCUCUUUUAAUAUUAUCA
Messenger RNA from Grammomys surdaster, 6659 nucleotides. It is a transcript of the gene Edem3, whose product is annotated as ER degradation enhancing alpha-mannosidase like protein 3. The record is from RefSeq and is a predicted model, not a curated record. NCBI's taxonomy places the organism in Eukaryota, Metazoa, Chordata, Mammalia, Rodentia, Muridae. Gene Ontology annotation, biological process: carbohydrate metabolic process; mannose trimming involved in glycoprotein ERAD pathway; endoplasmic reticulum mannose trimming. Gene Ontology annotation, molecular function: calcium ion binding; mannosyl-oligosaccharide 1,2-alpha-mannosidase activity. Bases 187 to 2985 code for a protein of 932 amino acids. The transcript is spliced from 20 exons. Gene Ontology annotation, cellular component: membrane; endoplasmic reticulum.